GAGGAUAACAAGUUGUUAUGGAUCCUAGUAGGCGUUGCAAGGCCCAAUUUCCAAACAUCGGCUGCAGGAAUCCAUAUAAAAUAUGGCCCGAAGGAUAACAAGUUGUUAUUGGUCCUAGUAGGCGUUGCAAGACCCAAUUUCCAAACAUCGGCUGCAGGAAUCCAUAUAAAAUAUGGCCUGGUCACAUACAGGCAUAG
Molecule: messenger RNA, 197 nt
Organism: Ambispora gerdemannii
Lineage: Eukaryota; Fungi; Glomeromycota; Glomeromycetes; Archaeosporales; Ambisporaceae
Source: the annotation of a GenBank genome assembly